CUUUAUCAUUGAUGCGAUUGUAAGGGUGGACCAGUUUUUUUUAUUUAAAUGCAUACCAACAUUUUCUCGCACAUGUACCAACCUAUUUGGGCCAAUUUUUAACAUCUCUGCUUGGGUUUCCCGAAAAUACCUGGUCUCAUGUUAUGUAAUUUCCGUAUUAUCUUGUUCGGGGUAAUCUUUGAUAAUAUGUUGUUUUGAUAAUGCAAGAAAGAAAUCAUUACCAGUAACUUACGAAACCACUUGUUGUUGGCAGUGAUAGUGGUGGUCACGAAGUUCGGCCGAGAUGUCCUCGCUGCUGUCCGUGCUCAAGUGCCAGUGCGGCGACUACAUGAGCGCCCCCAUCAGGCAGUGCAGGAACGGGCACAGCGUCUGCAGCGCGUGUGUGUCGGAGGAGCCCAACUGCCCCACCUGCGGGCAGAACUUCAUCAAGGCCAGGAACUACGGCCUGGAGGAGAUAGCCGCCAGGGUGAAGCUCCCGUGCCCGUACAGCUCUGAAGGGUGCCGCGCGACGACCCUGUCCGUCGACCUGGACGAUCACGUCGACGACUGCGACUACCGGAGUCGAAGGUGUGGUAUACGCUCUUGCAAGUGGACUGGGCUACCGUCAUCAAUCAUUGGCCACGUGAAACAAAAACAUCCGGCGCAAAUACUGAACGGCGGCGCUGCACUGAAAAUUCCGAAAAAUUGGACAUCAUUGCCAGACAACAUUUGGGAUGUUUGGCUUUUGAAAGCUUUCAAUCGGUUCUUCUGGGUGCACCUCAAACUUGAAGGCGGGAACAGUAAGAUCAUGGCCUCGGUGCAAAACACUAUUUCAGGAUUUCACAAGUACGAGUUGAAGUUAGCGGUCGACAAUGACUCUAUCGCUUUCUGUUUCGAGACAGAGAGAAGUCUCGUCGACAUGAAUUCUGUAUUUACAAAAGAACUUUGUUUCAGUGUGUCAACUAAAUUAGCUAAGAAUUUUAUUGUUGAUGGCUGUAUUCUGCUUGAUGUCAAGAUUAUUAAUCCUUGAUGAAGUUUUAACUUUUUUAUUUAAGUAAAAACAUGGUGAAUGAAAUUUUAUAUAAGUGCCUAAUGUGAAGAUUUAAGGUCACAUUUAGUAUAGAAGUUUUCUUGCAGCUUUAGUUUUACAGCACUAAAACACGUAUUGUCACCAGCAUGGCUUGUGUGUUUAGAGAAACACAGUAGCCCAAGACCAAAAGUUCAGCAAUAGCAACCAUCUGUUAGUGGGUCAAGUGACUGCGAGUAACUUAACUUAAUUUUUUGGAUACACUUGCAAACGGAAUUCCACCCAGUGGCAAUUAGUCCUUCCCCCCUUUUAAGCCUUCUCCGCAAAUCCCCCCUGUUGCCUUGUACACCACCGGUCUUUCCACCCUUUCUUCUCUCCUGCAACAUUUCCCAUCCCAGCUCCUUUAUCAUCUUCUCUCCUCCACACACCUCGCUGAUCUGCGCUGCGCCUCCGUCACCACUCGGCCGUGCGUGAAGUCCUGUUUCACCGUGCGACCACACAUCCGUAAGUCUCGCUGUCCGGAGAAGUGAACGGUCAAACACGUCUGGCGUGGCACGUGUCACAGUGCUGCGGUCUAUUUGUUCCUCGUCUGUGCUUGCAAACCAAGUACGUACUUCGCUGUUUUGAGAGUGUCAGGAUGCUUUUGUUUUUAAACGUUCUGUUUCUUUCAGCCCACAUGUAACUUGUGUAAACAGUGGUCUAGGUCUGAAUUUAGUUAACCUUCAUAAAGUAAAUAAGGUACCUUGGGAUUGUGUGUGAAGAUGAAAUAGCUUACCUAUGUCACUCUCCAUAUUCUUACCUCAGUGUGGGAAAUUGCAAGUGUUUGUCGGGGUAUAAAUAAAAUUUAUACAUUUUGGACUGAUGUUAAUAUUACAUGGCACUAUUGCACAAUUAACGCUUGUCAAUGAAGCAUUAAAAGAUGUGUCAAAUAUCAGCCUCGUCCACGGAAUUGUCUGUGUUGUCUAUGCAUCUAACAUUUGACAUAGGCCGAUUUCGGCUUAAUUUUUUAUUAUUGUUAAAAUGUCUGGACUUCUUGUAAACUAAUAAAAAUUAUUAAAAGAAAAAACGAUAAUUAUAUUUAUCUUAGUGUGCAUAGUUAAGAAUUAAGAAUUGUAUUCAUAAUAUUUUUAAGUUUGUUAGUAGCAAAGAGUUGUGUUUCAUUUAAUUAUUUCCAGGCCUGCGCAAAUACCUAUUCCAAUUUUUGAAUAUCAAAUUUAGUUUAUUAUUUUAUUUAAUUCAAUUUUGAAUACUAAUGUUUGCACAAAAGAGUAUUCAAUUGUUUACAAAUACGGCUGUGCAGCAUCUCGAAAGUCUAGAAAAAUUUUGGGAUUGCAGAUUUUCUCACCGGGCAGGGACAAAAUUUCCAUAGGAUUUUUGUAAUGUUAAAGGGUUAUUUAAGUGGAUUUUUUUUUGCUACAAAACCUGGUUACAAGGUAUGGGUUCUUGCCAAUGAAAUUGGUUACAUAUCCCAUUCUUAUAAUUAUAUCACUUACCUUAAUGGAGCUGUAUUUGUAAGAUAUAUAAGGGAAUGUUUUUUUACGAAUUUCAUUCUAAAGGAAGUAAGUCUGCUAUAUUUUUUGUGAGUCAUAGAUGUUGGUAUGAUGAUUGCAUGAAUUGGUUUAAUGAUUCAUAAAUGGUCAUACGCAAAAAAAGAAACAGCUUUAUGUGUAUGGGGAGACUAAUAUGGGUAAGAGUACUUGUGUUAAUAACCUGACGCAUAUGAGCAAUGUGUUUUAUCCGGAUGUAGGUCAGUUUGCGUUCGGUGAUAAACGAUUACUAUUACGUACAUAGUUUUUGAAGAAUUUGAGUUUGACAAACAUGGUUUGGGUGUCUUAAAGAGGUAAAUGGAGGGAUCUAAGACAAGGAUUAGUGUGAAAUGUAAGGAAGGUAGAAUGGUGUUAUGGCUUAAACCGAUUAUAUUUGUUUCAAAUGAUCCUCCUCCGAACAAUAGCUCUUUCUUGUCGCGUGUACAGGUGGUAGAAGCCUCUUCUCCGUUUUGGAGCAAGAUACGCUACCAAUUGGUUAAGCCGGAAGUUAUACGGACGCCUGAAGAAACAAUCACGAUUUCGGAGGAGGAGGAGGAUAGUGAGGCGCCAUUACCGAGUCCGGCCUACGUUGUCGGAACUAUUCGACCAGGACGCGCGGUUACCGUGCCAUUAGGUGUCAUGGACCUGCUUCUAUAUUUGUUAAUUCAUUGAGAACAACUCAAAUGAGGGGGAAAUAUAUUUUGACAUCACUGGGUUUAGAUUUCUGGUGGCAAACUGGUUGUGGAGUUAAUAAUAAAGAUUGUGCUUUGGUUGACAUAAGAUCUUGUUAUGAUUUAGAGUCCAAUGAAGGAGGAGUUCCAUGCUUUUGUAAAAAAAUUGGAAUAGAUGCGUAUUAUCAAGAGUUGUUACAUUUUUAUCAGAUUUUAAAUAUGAUUUAAGUCAGUAUCAAUGAGACCCCACAAAGAAACAUGUAAUUAGUGAAGAGGCGUUAGUGCAAACCAAGCCAACAAUUAUUUCGAUAUUCCCGGGCUAUAAAAGAAUUAAAAAUGUAAAUAUAAUUAGCAUUGAUUAUUCAGAUAAAAGGACUGAAGAUCAUGUACGAAAGUAAGAUAAAAUGUAUUUAAAGUACCAUAGACAGGGAAGUGAUUAUGUUGAAUACAAAUACAGAUAUGAUUGAGUAGGAAAAGGUUUAGAGCUGGUAUGAAAUUUAAGAAUGUAUGGUAUCCAAAAUCUAUUAAUUAUUCAGAAGAGUUUUGUAAGUUUGUUGCAAACUGGUGCAGAAUCAUGGGUUAAUAUUGUUAAAUAUUGUAAGUCAGAUUAGUGUAAAUAGUGGACUACAUAUAUGUCCUGAUGUAGUUUUUGUAGAUUAUAGUGACAAAGAAUUAUUAUGAAACUCAAACAUUAGAAUGUAAAUGUAGGAUGUACUAGGUAUUUACUUUUUGUGAUCCUAGGUAAUGGAUACAUGGGAAGACUUUGUAGAUAUGGGAUUACACUGUAUUCCUGGUUAUAUAUGAGAGACCAUUUUAUAUUCUUAUAUGUCAUAAACGGAUAGAGUUACA
This is a messenger RNA of Bacillus rossius redtenbacheri, 4052 nucleotides long. Its product is annotated as E3 ubiquitin-protein ligase Siah1-like. The record is from RefSeq and is a predicted model, not a curated record. NCBI's taxonomy places the organism in Eukaryota, Metazoa, Arthropoda, Insecta, Phasmatodea, Bacillidae. Gene Ontology annotation, cellular component: cytoplasm. The coding region runs from base 284 to 1009 and encodes 241 amino acids. The transcript has 3 exons. Gene Ontology annotation, biological process: proteasome-mediated ubiquitin-dependent protein catabolic process; multicellular organism development. Gene Ontology annotation, molecular function: zinc ion binding; ubiquitin protein ligase activity; ubiquitin conjugating enzyme binding.